AUGUCACAUGCUGGCACCGUCUGCCCCAGCCCCACAGAUUCCAGCAUCCUCCCCCCACCACCUACUCCAGGGGAGUGCCGUGAUGGGAAACUUUUAUUAAUAAGACCAAGAAGAAGAAGAGCUAACACGGAGGGGCUUCCUACCUGCCAGCCGGCAGGAGGCAACACGAGGCUAUGGCUAAGAGGACUGGUCCUCCAGGCUCUGAGAAAUGCCUGGGGCAUCUGUGCGUCUCAUGGGCAGCUGCCGCCUCUAUCUGUCUCUCAGAAGAUUGUGGCCACCUGGGAAGUCAUCAGCCUGGGAAGGCAGCCAGUGCCUGAGUACUUCAACUUUGCCCAUGACGUGCUGGACGUGUGGAGUCAGCUGGAAAGGGCUGGGCACCGGCCUCCAAUCCCUGCCUUCUGGUGGGUCAAUGGCAUGGGAGCAGAGGUCAAGGGGAGCCUUGAGGAGUUGGGGGAGCAGUCCAGGAAGGCAGCUAACAUGCUGGGGGGCACGUGUGACCUGCAGUCUGGAGAUAGAAUGAUGCUGGUGCUCUCUCAGCUCCUGGAGUGGCGGCUGGUCAGUGUGGCUUGUAUGCGGACAGGGGCCGUCAUGAUUCCCGGCAUCUCUCAGCUGACAGAGAAGGACCUCAAAUUCUGGCUGCAGACACCCAGGGCCAAGUCCAUUAUCACCAGUGACUCCCUGGCUCCAAGGGUGGACGCCAUUAGCGCCAGUGGCCCCUCCCUCCAAACUAAGCUGCUUGUGUCGGACAGCAGUGAGUCAUUUAACAAUUUUGAGCCUCUUUACAGAGAGGCGUCCACAGAGCACAAGUGUGCGAGGACCAGGAGUCAAGACCCACCAGCCGUCUACUUCAUAAGCGGCACGACUGGGGCCCCCAGGAUGGUUGAGCACGGCCAGGCCAACUAUGGACUGAGUUUUGUGGCCAGUGGAAGGUACCAGGGGACAGCUCAUCUAGACAAUUCUGAGAAGACAGCAGCAUCAGAGCGAGGGGACUUCUACAUCACAGGGGACUGAGCCCACAUGGACAAGGAUGGCUACUUUUGGUUCAUGGGAAGGAAUAAUGAUGUGAUCAAUUCCUCAAGGUACCGGAUUGGGCCCUCAGAAGUGGAGAAUGCACUGAUGGAGCACCCUGUGGCUGAGACAGCUGUAGUAAGAAGCCCGGAUCCCAUCCGAGGAGAGGUAGUCAAGGCAUUUGUGGCCCUGGCUCCACAGUUUCUGUCCCAUGACCCAGACGAGCUCACCAAGGAGCUGCAGCAGCAUGUGAAGUCAGUGACAGCCCCAUGCAAGUACCCAAGGAAGAUGGAGUUUGUCUUGGAUCUGCCCAAGAUUUUCAUGGGGAAAAUCCAGCAGGCGAAGCUUCGAGUCAAGGAGUGGAAGAGGUCUGGGCAGAUCGGGGCCCAGUGAUACUUGCAAGGAGUUUUACUUUGGGUCCUGCCCUUCUUCCCCUUUUAUUUCCCUUUGCAUCAUUUGCCUUCCUCUGGGGGAUAUGAGAUUCUUUAUGAUAAGAUGUGAUCUGAUUUCUAUCUUUCCUUGAUUAUUAGUUCAAAAUCAUGCCAUGUUAGGAGCUGAAAAAAGAAAAGGAGGGGAGGAAUGAGAGAGAGAGAGAGGAAAGGAGAGGAGAACAG
Messenger RNA from Balaenoptera musculus (blue whale), 1622 nucleotides. RefSeq names its product acyl-coenzyme A synthetase ACSM5, mitochondrial-like. The record is from RefSeq and is a predicted model, not a curated record. Gene Ontology annotation, biological process: fatty acid biosynthetic process; acyl-CoA metabolic process. Gene Ontology annotation, molecular function: fatty-acyl-CoA synthase activity; fatty acid ligase activity. Gene Ontology annotation, cellular component: mitochondrial matrix. Lineage: Eukaryota; Metazoa; Chordata; Mammalia; Artiodactyla; Balaenopteridae.